Messenger RNA from Penicillium expansum, 639 nucleotides. RefSeq lists its product as uncharacterized. Gene Ontology annotation, biological process: cellular response to oxidative stress. The transcript has a single exon. The record is from RefSeq and is a predicted model, not a curated record. The coding region runs from base 1 to 639 and encodes 212 amino acids. Lineage: Eukaryota; Fungi; Ascomycota; Eurotiomycetes; Eurotiales; Aspergillaceae.
AUGGCAUCUCCAGUCGUCACGAUGAGCUUCACCGAAGCAACCCAAAGGCGCCGCACCAUCCGAACCCUUGAUUCAAAGACAACAGUCCCAGAAAUCACCAUUGUCAAGCUAGCCGAGGCCGCGGUCUUAACCGUACCCUCGGCCUUUAACAACCAGUCGGUUCGUUUGAUGGUUGUCUUUGGAGACGACCACAAGAAGCUAUGGUCAAUCACCGCCGAUGCGCUGCUGGUGAGGAUUGGCGAAGAGCGCUGGAAUGGGGGCACCAAGGACCGCAUCGCCAGCUUUGCAGACACCUACGGGACCAUCCUGUUCUGGGAUGACCAGUUUUGCGCGGCCGCGAUGAAGGAGAAUGCCCUGGAAAUCUACAAAGAUAAGACAGAUGAGUGGGUGCAGCAGAGCAAUGGCAUGCACCAGUACUACCUGUGGACGGCCCUUGAGGCACUCGGACUGGGAGUCAACCUGCAGCACUACAAUCCACUCAUUGAUAUCGAGGUGCAAAGGACGUGGAGCAUCCCAUCGGACUGGAAACUGAAGGCACAGAUGGUGUUUGGAGUUCCCAAGGAUGGCAGUGAGCCGGAGGAGAAACUGCAGAAGCUUCCCUUGGAGCAGAGACUGCAGGUGUUUGGAGCGAAUGCUUGA